This is a messenger RNA of Fraxinus pennsylvanica, 2361 nucleotides long. The record is from the annotation of a GenBank genome assembly. NCBI's taxonomy places the organism in Eukaryota, Viridiplantae, Streptophyta, Magnoliopsida, Lamiales, Oleaceae.
AUGAACUGCAGAACCAGAAGUAAUAAUCAUCAUUUUUUCAGUUCAUUUUCACUUUUUUUUCUGUUCCUUUUGGUUCCUGCACUUGGCCUCAACUUGGAUGGAACUCUUUUGCUUUCUUUCAAGUACUCUAUUCUCAGUGACCCUUUAUCAGUUCUUGAUAAUUGGGACUACAAUGAUGUUACACCAUGUUUCUGGACUGGUGUAACAUGUGCUCAAGUUGAAACCUCGACUGGUGCCCCAGACAUGUUUCGAGUCAUUAACCUAGUCCUUCCAAACUCCAAACUCCUUGGAACAAUACCAGAAGAUUUAGGCUUCAUUGAACAUCUCCAGUCCCUUGAUCUUUCCAACAAUUUCUUGAAUGGAACUCUACCAAGUUCACUUUUCAAUGCUUCAGAACUACAGGUUCUUUCUCUGUCUAGCAAUUCAAUUUCUGGUGGACUUCAAGAAUUCACUGGAGAAGGAAACGGUCUCAAGGUUCUUAAUCUUUCUGAAAAUGCAUUGGCCGGAACUAUUCCAAAAAGUUUAACUUCUUUACAGAAUCUGACAGUGGUUUCUUUGAGAAGUAAUUAUUUUUCAGGCCUGAUUCCAGGUGGAGUUCAGUAUAUUGAAGUCCUGGAUUUGUCUUCCAAUUUGUUUAACGGAUCGUUGCCUGUUAAAUUUGGUGGGGGGAAUUUGAGAUACUUGAAUCUUUCUUCUAACAAGCUUUCUGGAUUAGUACCAUCAGAUUUCGCGAAGGAAAUCCUUGCAAAUGCGAAAAUUGAUCUUUCGUUCAAUAACCUGACAGGCGAAAUCCCAGAAUCAAUGGCCUUAUUUAACCAGAAAACUGAUUCUUAUGCAGGAAAUAUAGAUCUCUGUGGGAAACCACUCAAAAAGCUUUGUACAAUUCCAUCAACACUGUCGAAUCCACCCAAUGUUUCGACAAAUACUUCUCCUGCUGCUAUUGCAGUCAUACCAAAAACAAUUGGCUCGACUCCUCUGCCACAUUCUCCAACAACUUCAAAUGCAGCUCAAGAUCCACCACAACACAGGUUAAAACCCGGAGCAAUAGCAGGCAUCGCGGUUGGGGACUUAGCUGGUAUUGGAGUUCUAGCAAUCGUAUUCCUUUAUGUAUAUCAAUUGAAGAAGAAGAAGAAAAAGGCAGAUUCUGCAGGCAAAGAGGCUCCAAUAGUUAGUGUUCAUCAGUUUAAGAAAGAUUCAGAACCACCAGUAGAGAAAGAAGCACGAAAUGUUUCAACUUGGUCAUGCCUAAGUAUCGCGAAUGGUGAAGAAACAUCAGAAGCCACAGGAUCAGACAGUGAUGACUGUAAUAACAGCCAUGCCAUUGAUGAUCAAGAAUAUAAUUCAAAGCAGCAGAUUGAGAAAAGCAAGAACAAAAGGUCCCUUGUGAUGGUUGAUGGGGAGACCCAACUUGAACUCGAGACAUUAUUAAAAGCUUCGGCUUAUGUACUAGGAUCUAGUGGAGCUAGUAUAGUAUACAAAGCUGUGCUUCAAGAUGGAACAUCAUUUGCUGUUAGGAGAAUUGGAGAAAGUGGAGUUGAAAAUCUUAAGGAAUUCGAGAAUCAAGUUAAGGUCAUUGCGAAGUUACGUCAUCCCAAUUUAGUUCCUGUUAGAGGGUUCUACUGGGGAGAUGAUGAAAAGCUUGUAAUCAAUGACUAUGUCUCCAAUGGAAGCUUGGCCAAUUUUGGUUACAGAAAAGCCGGUUCGUCUCCAUAUAAUUUGCCUUUCGAAGUCCGGCUUAAGAUUGCGAAAGGAGUUGCCAAGGGACUGAGCUACAUCCAUGAAAAGAAACAUGUACAUGGCAAUAUCAAGCCUAGCAACAUUCUGUUGACAGCAGAAAUGGAGCCUGUGAUCAGUGAUUUAGGACUCCACUGGCUUAUAUAUGGCAAGCACGGCCACAAAUCAGACAGUUCUGCUAGGCAUUUUGGUAGCAAGAGAUCAACAUCUUCGCACGAUAAUGUUCACGAUCAUCAGUCCGUUAGUGGCAGCCCCUACAUUGCGCCGGUAGGCUUUGACGGGUGCACUUCCUCCUCUUAUCAUGCACCCGAGUUGCUCAAAAACCUCAAGCCUAAUCCCAAGUGGGAUGUCUAUUCCUUUGGAAUUUUGUUGCUUGAGCUUAUAACUGGCAAAGUAUUUUCGGACAGGGAGUUGAGACAAUGGACCACUGAUUUGGUUGUCUGCGAUCCCGACCGGGUUCUAAGGAUGGCUGACAUGGCAAUAAGGGGGGAUGUGGCAAUCCGAGAGGAAGCCACGUUAUCGUGGUUUAAGCUCGGGUUUUCUUGUGCUUCAUCUAUUCCACAAAAAAGACCUUCCAUGAAAGAUGCAUUACAUGCCCUUGAGAAAAUCCCAUUUUCUUCACACUAA